CCCAAAUCACACAUAUCAGAUCGCAAUGGCGGCCGCAGUGUCGCAAACCACGCCUUCGGGCCUGCAGAAUGUCUCCGCGCUAUUAGAGACUCUUACUACUUGUCUGAACAACAUUGGCUCGUCUCUUCCCAAAGCCGAACGGGAAUCGCCCUCGGACGUGUCGAUCGAGCCGCCGCAAGACGGCAUUUCACUUCUCGAUACCAAGUCCGACCUACUCUUGUCCUACCUACAGAACCUCGUCUUCCUGAUCAUUUUCCAACUGAGGGGCCUCAAGAAAGAUGAAGAGGAUGAGUCCGAUGAGUCGCUCCCGGACGACAUCGUUAAGAAGCUUGUCGAGCUACGCGUCUACCUGGACCGCGGUGUCCGCCCGCUGGAAGGCCGACUGAAGUAUCAGGUGGACAAGGUCAUCAAGGCCGCGGAGGAUGCCGAGCGGGAAGAGCGUGGAGCGGCGUCUACAGGCAAGAGCAAGAAAGCCAAGGGCUCCGACGACGAGGAGUCUGGAUCAGAGGAGGGCAGCAGUGAAAGCGAGGGCGACAGUGAGGAGGAGGACGAGGAGGAUAUUGAUGAGAUGGCAUACCGACCCAACGUCUCGGCCUUCUCGAAGAAGGUGGAACCCCAGUCCAAACCCGACAAGCUCAGCAAACAGCCCGCCAGCGAUGGCAUCUACCGACCACCCAGAAUCAUGCCUACCGCUCUCCCCACAACCGAACGCAAAGAGCGCCGCGAGCGUCCCGCACAGCGAUCGAAUGUCAUUGAUGAGUUCGUUAGUGCGGAGAUGUCGUCCGCUCCUAUGACAGAGCCUAGCAUCGGUAGCACGAUUGUGCAGGGCGGCAGACACACCAAGUCGAAGAAGGAACGCGAGAGGGAGGCCGAGCGCACCACCUACGAAGAGACCAACUUCGUGCGGUUGAUGAAGGAAAGCAAGAAGGACCGUGCCAAGCGGUUGCGUGCCGAGGGUCCGCAGAACCAAUACGGAGGUGAAGAUUGGAGGGAUCUUACCGCGGGUGCCGACCGGAUCACGAAGCUCACCCGGCGGGCCAAGGGAAGCGGCAAUGCAUUGGACAGGAGUCGGAAGCGCAAGGUCACCGAGGAUGGACAGCGGGACGAUGGAGUGGGAGUUGGGCAAAUCUUCGAGAAGCGGCGCAAGAAGGUCGACAGCUGGAAGCGGUAAUUCUGUGGUGUAUUAUUUUCAUUUUGCAGAUAACAUUCGAU
Messenger RNA from Aspergillus homomorphus CBS 101889, 1212 nucleotides. RefSeq names its product small subunit rRNA maturation protein LCP5 (gene lcp5). Gene Ontology annotation, cellular component: small-subunit processome; nucleolus. The transcript has a single exon. The record is from RefSeq and is a predicted model, not a curated record. NCBI's taxonomy places the organism in Eukaryota, Fungi, Ascomycota, Eurotiomycetes, Eurotiales, Aspergillaceae. Bases 26 to 1171 code for a protein of 381 amino acids. Gene Ontology annotation, biological process: maturation of SSU-rRNA from tricistronic rRNA transcript (SSU-rRNA, 5.8S rRNA, LSU-rRNA).